AUGCACCCGGCGCUCGGGCACCCUCGCCCGCUGUCGUCCUCGCCCGGCCCCUUCCCGCCGCCGCCGCCGCCUCCCGCUGCCCGACUGCAGCCGCUCUUCUUCCGCGGGGGUUCGCCCCGCGGCCCGGGUGGCUCGGGCGACAGCAGCAGCAGCCCCAGCCCCGGCCGCGGGGGCGGCCGGCGCUGCGGGGGCGACUCCGUGAGCAGCAGCGGCGGCAGCAGCGGCGGCACCGGCGCGGGGCGGGAAGACGACGACGAGAGCGUCAGUCUCAGCAAGCCGCUGGUGCCGGCCGCAGCGCCCGCGGGACCCCCGGCGACGGGGGACGCCGCGCCCGCCGCCUUCUCCUCGUCCGCCGCCACCUACUCCUCCGCGUCCACACCUGCCUCUUCCUGCAGCAUGACUGCCGCCGACUUCGGCGGGGGCGCCGCGGCCGGGCCCGUCGGGGGUCCCGGGGGCCGCUCCAUGGGGGGCGCGGGCGGCGCGGGAACCGGCGGAGGCGCCUCCUGCUGCCCGUGUUGCUGCUGCUGCGGCCGUCCGGCCCGGCCCGGCCGCAGAGGAGGGCGCCGCGGGUGCGCCGCGGGGCCGGGGUGCCGCUGGGGCUACCAGGCGCUGUCCGUGGUGCUGCUGCUGGCGCAGGGCGGACUGCUGGACCUGUACCUCAUCGCCGUCACCGACCUGUACUGGUGCUCCUGGAUCGCCACUGACCUGGUGGUGGUGGUGGGCUGGGCCAUCUUCUUCGCCAAGAACAGCCGCGGCCGUCGGGGCAGCGCGGCAACCGGCACACACAGCCAUCCGCCGCACCAGCACCACCACGCCGCGCCGCCUCUGCACCUGCCAGCCUCCUCGGGCGCCUCGGCCGCGGCGGCGACUGGAGCCAAGGCGCGCGGCGGCCGCGGCGUGGCCAGCGGCCCCGGGUGCGGACCGGGGCCGGUGGGAGUGGCGGGCGAGUUCGCCUUCGCCUACCUGGCCUGGCUCAUCUACUCCAUCGCCUUCACGCCCAAGGUGGUGCUCAUCCUGGGCACGUCCAUCCUGGACCUCAUCGAACUGCGCGCGCCCUUCGGCACCACGGGCUUCCGCCUCACCAUGGCUCUGUCGGUGCCCCUGCUCUACAGCCUGGUGCGGGCCAUCAGCGAGGCGGGCGCCCCCGCGGGCUCGGCGGGGCCCUUGCUCCUGCAGCCCCAGCAGCACCGCGCUGCAGGCUGCUUCCUGGGCACUUGUCUGGAUUUGCUCGACAGCUUUACCCUGGUGGAGCUGACGCUGGAAGGCCGCGUGCCGCUGCCCGCGCACCUGCGCUAUCUGCUGCUCGCCGUCUACUUCCUCACCCUCGCCUCGCCGGUGCUCUGGCUCUACGAGCUCAAUGCCGGGGCCGCUGCCCCAUCGUCGCGGGGCCAGGCCUCGGGACCGGGCAGCUGCAGCCGCCUUUUGCGCCUGCUGGGCGGCUGCCUGGUGGACGUGCCCCUGCUGGCCCUGCGCUGCCUCCUGGUGGUGAGCCAUCAGCAGCCACUCUCCGUCUUCAUGCUGAAGAACCUCUUCUUCCUCGGCUGCCGCGGCCUGGAGGCCCUGGAGGGCUGCUGGGACCACGGGAGCCGGGCCUCCCCAAGUCGGGGCAGAGGGGGCUAUGGUGCCCCUCAGUCAGCCCCGCCGCCGCCUCAGGGGGGCUCCCAGUUGGGCCACUGCAUCCCGGAGAACGAUGGGGGGCCCCAUGGCUAUGUCAACACCCUGGCAGUGGCCUCCCAGAACUGAAGGGGUGAAGGGCAGGGGGCUUGCUUUGGGUUGAGCGCCGCCACCCUCCUUGUCCUCAAACCUUCUCUCACCCAGAUUUGAUCAGGCACCAUUUGAAGAGAAAACUGUCUAUAGGGCUGAGGGCUGGUGUGCCCCCUGCACCGCGUGGCUAUAGACUGUGUGGGGCGAGACUAGCAGUUGGUGGUGAGCAAGGUGCACUC
This is a messenger RNA of Lepus europaeus (European hare), 1943 nucleotides long. It is a transcript of the gene TMEM121B, whose product is annotated as transmembrane protein 121B. The transcript has a single exon. The record is from RefSeq and is a predicted model, not a curated record. Lineage: Eukaryota; Metazoa; Chordata; Mammalia; Lagomorpha; Leporidae. Bases 1 to 1743 code for a protein of 580 amino acids.